Molecule: messenger RNA, 156 nt
Organism: Coccomyxa subellipsoidea C-169
Lineage: Eukaryota; Viridiplantae; Chlorophyta; Trebouxiophyceae; Coccomyxaceae
Exons: 2
Coding region: 1-156 (51 amino acids)
Molecular function (GO): transcription corepressor activity
Source: RefSeq, a predicted model, not a curated record
AUGACUACUGAGCGCUUCACAACCAUGUCCACAAACAUACUCGGGCGCAUUGACGAGCUGGGCGCGCGUAUCGAUGACCUUGAGAAGCAGAUUGAGGACAUGGUUCAAGGCAGUGGUGAGGAUGAUGAUCUGAUCAGGAAGGACACGCUGCAAUGA